UUAUCGCAUCGCCGCAUCUAACCCUGAACUGUGUCUAACUGACGGUUUCGUCAGACGCUGCACUGCUUUUCUUUGCAGGGUUCACUUUCCAUAAAGAGGGAGUUGUCUCACUGCUGAUGCUGGGGAGAUCAACCCUUUAUCUCCCAUCUUUUAUCGCCAUCCCACCCCUCUGCGCAGCUGAGUCUACACCGGGCUAUAUUAGGACGCGCUGGAUGGCUUCUGCACUUACACCGGCGUGAAUCUCCUCCUCAUCAGCCUUUCUUUGAGUCUGCAAACAAAACGAACAGCAACAACAAUGACAGACCCGGCCCCCCAGGACACCUACCCUGUCCCAGACCCGACUAUUGUGGAUCCCUUUACGGCUGCGUUGCGGAACGGCCAGUGCGCCCAGGAUGGCUUCACCAACAACCACCACCAGCCAGCCAAGAGCCCCGGCCAGCCCGAGACGCUCCCCACGGGCCAGGAGAUGAAAAUUACAGACGGUGUGGAGGGAGAAGGUCUUCUCGAGAGCAGCAUGCGGCUGAAGCCCCAUGAAGCUCAGAGCUACAGGAAGAAGGCACUCUGGGUCUCCUGGGUCUCCAUCGUGGUCACACUCAUAAUGGCUGUGGCAGCUUUCACUGUAUCAUUCAUGAGACACAGCGCUUCAGCCUUCGGAUUUGCCUUUAAUGCUACUCUGGACAUCCUCUCGUCAUUCAUUGUCCUUUGGCGCUACAGCAACGCAGCAGCUGUGCACUCUGCACACAGAGAGUAUAUAGCAUGUGUGGUCCUGGGGGUUGUGUUCGUCCUCUCUUCUUUGUGCAUCCUUGGAAAGGCCAUCCAUAAUCUGGCUACCAGGGAGCCUCCGGAAGUGGACGACUUCCUCUACAGUGUGUCUAUAGUGAGCGGAAUCACAUGUGCUGUCCUAGCUGUGGCCAAGUUCAUGCUUGGAAGGGUGCUGACUAGCCGGGCACUUAUCACUGACGGGUUUAACUCUAUUGUUGGUUCUAUCAUGGGAUUCUCCAUUCUGAUCAGUGCUGAGGUCUACAAGGACCACGUUGACGUCUGGUUUUUGGAUGGCACCAUCGGAGUUCUAAUUGGACUCAUCAUUUUGGCCUAUGGUGUCAAACUCCUGGUGGACAUGGUGCCCCGCGUGAGGCAGACGAGGAACUACGAACGCUUUGAGUGAAUGUGUGUGUUGAGCAUAUUCAAACACACACACCUCUCAGCCCUCUUCUCGCUGUGUUAUUUACACACUUUCAUACACAUUUAACCUGAACAUGCAGCAUAACACUAUGCUAUGAAUACUGUACAUAGUGCAUUCAGAAACACACAUUAAUGCACACACAAAUGCAGACAUCUGAUAAACUUUGAAGGAGAAGGACUUGAUUAAAGAGCACAUCCUGGAGAAAAACACCUAAAUACUUAUUUUCGGACCUUUGUCACUUUUUGUCCAUAAAACCAGUUUAAAAAAGGCGUCUAGAAUAAGAAAAGGCACAAGACCUGAGAAUCCUGCCUUCAAGCAGGAUUUGGGAAUCCCACUAGUUGCUUGAAUGACAUCAUAUAAAUAAUCACAUACAGUAUAUCAUGCUGUAAGAUACUACAGUAUAUGGAAUUGUCAUAGUGGAUAAAAUCAGGGUCAAAAUUACUAAAUGGUUCAGAUUUGACUUAAAUGAGGCUUACACAAAAACAGGAAUGUUGUUCCAUAAAAUAUUUUUAGAAAAUGUAUAACGAGAUUUUGAAGAAACCAAACUCCAGGUUGAGUUCUGCUCACCAUUUUAAGGUUUGAUAUUUUUAUUUGUAGUUAUUAUUAAGUACAGGUGACUGUUCUUAAUCAGACACACAUUUUGUCAAAACCCCAGAGGCCUCCUCUCUUCAAAGCAACGACCAUACAUCCUUAUUUGUUGCUGAAGAGGAAAAGAGGUAAAGUAAAAGAGCACAUGUGCAGUCCUUAGUCAGCAUACACUGCUGCUCAAAGGCAUCAGCAAACACAAUGAGGUCAUCCUCAAUCUAGGAACUCAACUAAAACCAAACAACAGUGAAGAGCACAAAAGACACUAAGGAUAAACAUUUGAUGGCUAUGUAGUGUAUGUAAUGUAUCCAAGCACAUCUUAGCACAGUGCCAGUUUUAGCACAAUGGGCAAUAACGUAUUAAGAAAUGAUCUGAGAGUAUUUAGUCUGUUUUGUCUUUGACUUUACAUUUCAUUGCCAUGCAGUAUACAUAUCUUUAGAUUUUUUUUAACAAACACAUACAUGACUCAUGCAAUAACUACAAAUGUACUGAAACUGAUGAGUGGUUAUAAAUCCCAAGUUCUUUAAGGGUAAGAUGGAAAAAAUAAUGAAUACGUUUUGGUUUUAACACCUCAUCACGUUAAAAUUAUGAAUCAAAGGCACUACAACAAAGCCUCUGGUACGGUUUUCUACAAUCCUUUUCAUUUAUAAUUUUCUCGAUGGAAUUUUGUACUGAAUCUGAUUGGGGUAUUUAUUACUUCUCUUAAUCUUUUAUUGGAUAAGACAAAGUCUCAGACCUAAGACGAAACCAAGCACAAUGACAAAGAUAAAGCAGCCUGAAGGGAAUAUCAUUUUCAGAGAUGCUGUUUCCUCCUGCGUAUGCAUACCUGUUUAUGAGUCAUUUGUUCUACAUGUUACCAUUGUAGUCAACCAUUAUGUGCAAUGAACUGAAUGUAAAUACUAACCACAUGGUCUGUUAAUAUGUUAAUUACACUGUUCGGGUGCAUUGGUAAAAAGAAAAGUCAUAAAUAUAGUCCUAGUAAUUUACAUAAUAGGCUUUUCAGAUUAGACAACAUAUAAUUAAAGUACAGGAUGAUCAAUGUUGCAUAUAAUUACAAAUCCUCACUCUAUAGUGCUUAUAUUGUAAACGUUGUUUUAAAUAUUACUGUAGAUUAUUGGUGAAAUGACAUAAGUCUUAUUUGGCACUUUACUGAAAAAUAUCAUAGAGUGGAUGAAGGCGGCAUCUGACAGCGCUAUCCAAGGAUCCUUUAAUUUGAACAUUUCAAAAUAGGAGUUGAUUGUCAAGCAAAUCAUAAUUAAACUUGUUGAAUAUGAAUCACAAUUAUACUGUAAAUGGUAGCAAAAAGUACUCAAUAAUAGUAAACUCUAAUCAAAAUUACAAUUAAAAAAAAAGUUAAAUGCUCCGAAUUGCGAAACACAAUGUAGAGAUAUACCUUCAUUGUCAUCCUCUCAGAAAAAAUUAAAACACCUCAAAAUGAGUCGUAACACUCAUGAAACUUUUGAUUAAUAAUGUAUAGAAAUACAUUGAUACAACUCAUUCAUAGACCCUUUGCUAAGCACAAACAGAUUUGAAUGAGCUUUUUACCCAUGGCACCAAAUACAUUUCCCCUGUCUGCAUGACUGUGGCCUGGUUUAUUCUUCUGAAUGUGCUUCUAUGCCCCCUUGUGUUAAAAGGCCACAUGACAAAAGUUGUAAUUACUUUCUAGGAAAAGAGUUUACAUUUAUUCCGAGCAGUAAUAUAUCCUAGGACAGUGAUUCUGACAACGCCUACAUCCACUCUACGCUGUAACUAUCAGCUCUCUGUUGACACACUGGACAAAGUGCGACAUUAUUGCUAUUGUCUUUAAUUUCAUUUUGUGAAUAGCUAUAACUGAAAGGUGUGAAUCCUCUCACGCCACUUCAACUCACCAACAGCACACUGAUUUGUAAUGUUUCCCCUCUGAUGCAUAAAAGACAAUCUUUACAAAAACGUUUACUAGCAAAGCACAGUGUUUACUUGCAAAUAACCACAUGACAAGGCACAGAACAAACUCUUAAUAACGGUAUGCUUUACUAGCGCUUUUGCUCAUAUGGUUCACUAUAUUGUGUUGAUUUUAGCAGCGAAAUCCUUUCUACCUCUGCAUUUUUUUUGUGUUUUCAUGCUUUCUUCUUCAUGCUAUUUAAAAUGUAGGCCAGGUGCUGGGAUUGUGGCCCCUUAUACUCCUUAGUAAUGGGUGAUAUUUUAAGCUGUUGCACUCACUGUACAUCAGGUCAGUGCAACAGCUGAAUACCUAAAGAAAUAGACACAUAUGUUGGAUAUAACUCUUAAUUUUACAAUCAUCAGAAUUGCAGUUGUUUUACAUUCAUCUGUAAACUGCCUAAAGACAUGUUUGAACAUUCACACUCACUAUCAAAUAGCACAAACAUAACCUCCAUAUUUAUUUGCAAGGCAGUAUGAUAUCUAAUACAUUUUUAUGUUCCAUUGAAAAAGCUCAGAAACAUUUCUGCAGCUUGUGCCAAAUCAUUGAAAACAUCAAUUCCUUUCUUCCGAUGUGUGUUUCAUUAAAUUAUAAUUUGUAUUGUAUGGAUGAAUAGAUGUAUUAUUAUUAUUAGUGCCCCAAGAAGAGACAUCAAUUCAUUAGUUUGACUUAAUUUCACAAUAUUAAGAUAGCAAUACUAACCACAUCACUUCAGAGGUUACAGGUGCAUUUCACACACACACACACACACACACACACACACACACACACACACACACACACACACACACACACACACACACACACACACACACACACACACACACA
Eleginops maclovinus (Patagonian blennie) is the source of this 4514-nucleotide messenger RNA. It is a transcript of the gene tmem163a, whose product is annotated as transmembrane protein 163a. The record is from RefSeq and is a predicted model, not a curated record. The transcript has 8 exons. Gene Ontology annotation, molecular function: zinc ion binding. The coding region runs from base 296 to 1165 and encodes 289 amino acids. Gene Ontology annotation, cellular component: synaptic vesicle membrane. NCBI's taxonomy places the organism in Eukaryota, Metazoa, Chordata, Actinopteri, Perciformes, Eleginopidae.